CUCUUUAUAAAAGUUCACCGCCAGGUUCUACACGGUCAGGAUGCACCGAUAGAAAACAUAGGUAUUCUUCUGUGCUUGAAGCGCAUCCGUAAACAUGGCUCGAUUGUUUUCCAAGCUAAAAGCAAUCGACUUUUUCAAGAAGAUCCCGAGCGAUCUCACGGAGGCUACGUUGACGGGAGCAUGGAUUUCCAUAUUGGCCGCUGUGAUCAUGGUCUUUCUCUUCGGCGCGGAAUUCUCGGCCUUCCUCUCGACCACCAGUAAAACUUCACUAGUUGUCGACCGCAGCCCGCAGAAUGAGCUCCUGAAGGUUAACUUUAACAUUAGCUUUCCGGCUCUAUCCUGCGAGUUCGCCACGGUGGACGUGAGCGACUCGUUGGGGACGAAACGCCUGAACCUAACGAAGACGGUUCGGAAGGUGCCUAUCAGCUAUGACAUGGUUCGCCAGGGUGCUGCCAUGGACGACGCCUCCCACAAGCCGGGUCCCAAGUACGACGAGGAGGGGCGCUUCGAGGACGUGGACGAUAUCGACAUCACCGUGCCGCUCAGCCACGAGAACUUCGAAGCCACCCUGGCCCGCUACCCCAUCGUGGUCGUCAACUUCUACGCGCCUUGGUGCCACUGGUGUCAGCGGCUGGAGCCCACUUGGGAGGCGGCCACGAAGGAGGUGCACGAUAAGUACCCAGAGUGGGACGGACGCAUCAGGUUCGCAAAGGUGGACUGCACACAGGAGAUGGACCUGUGCCGGCAGCACUACAUCACCGGUUUCCCCUCCCUCCGGGUGUUCAGGAGGGGACAUGACGACAUCUACAUUGCCGGCAUGCACGAGCACGAGAUGUACACGGGCGACCGCACCAAGGAGGCGCUGGUGUCGUUCGCGGACGGUCUGGUGCCCUCUGCUGGGCAGCCGCACCGCAAGCAUGCCAACCUCACCGCAGCACCCUCGACCCCCGGCUGCAACCUGGCUGGCUUCGUGAUGGUGAAGCGCGUGCCCGGCAGCCUGCACCUGGUUGCCCGCUCCGAGGGGCACUCGUUCGACCACGCCUGGAUGAACCUGACGCACCUGGUGCACGGGCUGCAUGUGGGCAGCCGCCCCUCGCCACGGAAGUACCAGCAGCUCAAGAGGCUGCACCCGGCGGGUCUGACCCCCGAUUGGGCUGACAAGCUGAAGGACCAGAUGUUUGUGAGCGAGCACACGCAGUCCACCCAUGAACACUACCUGCAGAUUGUGCGCACCACCAUCGAGCCCGCCCACUCGCGCCACGCGGGGUCGUACGACGCGUACGAGUACACGGCCCACUCGCACACCUUCCAGUCGGACGACCUGCCCUCGGUGCGCUUCACCUACGACCUCUCGCCCAUCCAGAUCCUGGUGCAGGAGACCGGCAAGCCAUGGUACCAGUUCCUGACCACCAGCUGCGCCAUCAUCGGCGGCGUGUUCACGGUGGCCGGCAUCCUGGACGCGGUGCUCUACCAGAGCUUCAAGGCGGUUAAGAAGAUGCAGCUGGGGAAGCAGGGCUGAGGGCUGAGGGGAUGGGGAUGAACGAGGUGGUGAAGAGGACGGUGGAGUCCUAGCGCGGCUGCUUGUGAGGCUGCUUCCCUCAGGAGUAUUGGCUGCUACGAGAUUAUAAGAGAGCGGUGGUUUGCCGAUUCCAAUGGUGAUGGUUGUUCAGGACUUCCGGUUAGCCGACGUGUAGGUGGUGCAGAAUUGGUGCAACUGCAUAAAGAGGGGCGCAGCCUGGAUUUUGGUCGGGGCUUCUUAAGCUUCUGGUUAGACUGCUGGUGCCCAUGCUAGGAGGAAGGGCUUAAGGCGGGGUCGAGUAGCGUAGCAAGACUUUGCUGCAGCUGAGUAGUUUGUGAACCCUAAAAGACCUUCGUUCUUAAUACGGCUCGUGACUUGUAUCCGUGCGGCUAGAGUCAGCUGUGUGACACAUAACAUAUGCAAUGAGAAUCAGCGUACCCCAUCCGUAGAAGCAGGCAGAAGCACGGAAUUGCAAAAGGCGGAUGCGGGGAGGCAACGCACGUCCGGUCGUACGCAUAAGCCCCU
Messenger RNA from Astrephomene gubernaculifera, 2044 nucleotides. The record is from the annotation of a GenBank genome assembly. NCBI's taxonomy places the organism in Eukaryota, Viridiplantae, Chlorophyta, Chlorophyceae, Chlamydomonadales, Astrephomenaceae.